Messenger RNA from Toxotes jaculatrix (banded archerfish), 3714 nucleotides. It is a transcript of the gene dapk2b, whose product is annotated as death-associated protein kinase 2b. The coding region runs from base 216 to 1682 and encodes 488 amino acids. The record is from RefSeq and is a predicted model, not a curated record. Gene Ontology annotation, biological process: positive regulation of apoptotic process; intracellular signal transduction; protein phosphorylation. Gene Ontology annotation, molecular function: protein serine/threonine kinase activity; ATP binding. Lineage: Eukaryota; Metazoa; Chordata; Actinopteri; Toxotidae. Gene Ontology annotation, cellular component: cytoplasm; nucleus. The transcript is spliced from 10 exons.
GUAAGUGACAGAAAACAACAGAGACGAUAAAGGGGCAGUUUCAUGACUGAACUGCAGCCAUGGUGAGAGUAGACCAGCUGUAGGAGACGUGGGAACCAAUGUGAGUUUCUCAUCACCUCUGCAUCUGACGGAAGGAUUGGGCUUGUGGAGAAAAGGAAGAAAACUGCUGGAUAGACAGACUCAAGCGGUGCACAUCAAGAAGAUAAACUACAUCAAUGAAGACACCUGGCAUGGCGGUAUUCAAGCAACAGAAUGUGGAUGAUUUCUAUGAAAUUGGAGAGGAACUAGGAAGUGGGCAGUUUGCAAUAGUCAAGCGCUGCACAGAGAAGAGCACAGGCACUGAAUACGCUGCCAAGUUCAUCAAAAAGCGCCAGAGUCGGGCCAGCAGACGAGGUGUGAGAAGAGAGGAGAUUGAGAGGGAAGUGAGCAUCCUGCAGGAGAUCCAGCACCCAAACAUCGUAUCACUGCACGAUGUGUACGAGAACCGCACGGACGUGGUGCUCAUCCUCGAACUGGUCUCUGGAGGUGAACUGUUUGAUUUCUUGGCUCAGAAGGAGUCUCUCAGUGAAGAGGAGGCCACUCAGUUUAUCAAACAAGUCCUAGAUGGAGUCCAGUACCUCCACUCCAAGAGGAUCGCGCAUUUUGAUCUAAAGCCUGAAAAUAUAAUGCUGCUGGACAGGAACGUUCCUCUGCCCCGCAUCAAACUCAUAGACUUUGGACUGGCACACAAAAUAGAAGCCGGGGCAGAUUUCAAAAAUAUUUUUGGCACACCUGAAUUUGUUGCUCCAGAGAUAGUCAACUAUGAGCCGCUGGGAUUGGAGGCAGACAUGUGGAGCAUUGGAGUCAUCACAUAUAUACUCUUGAGCGGUGCGUCACCUUUCCUCGGUGACACGAAGCAGGAAACCCUGGGAAAUAUCUCUGCGAUGAACUACGAGUUCGACGAGGAGCUCUUCAGCAACACGAGCGAGUUGGCCAAGAGCUUCAUCCGACAACUCCUGGAGAAGGACACGAGGAAACGAAUGACCAUACAAGACACCCUCAACCAUCCUUGGAUUAAGUCCUGUGGUCACAUAGAGGAAGACAGCGCCACCCCUGAGGCUGAGAAGAAAGUGGAGCAGCUGAAGACCAAGCGUCUGAAGGAGUACACUAUUCAGUUGCAUUCCAGCAUGCCCCAGAACAACACAUACGCCAACUUUGAGCGUUUUGCCCAUGUGGUGGAAGACAUUAGCCUGAUGGAGACAGGGUUGUCAGAGGUGGCAGGAGCCCACCACAGUCUCCAAAGUGACAUAGAAGCACUACUCUCCAUCUACAACGACAAGGAGACCUGGUACAAGGAGGAGAGCGAGACUGCAAGGAAGCAGCUUUCCCAGGUCCACUACGAGUUUCGUAAAAUCGAGGCCACCAGGAGGCUCCUGCAGGAGGACAUGAAGGCUGUGGAUGCUAGUAUGGAGAGCAUCAGCGGGAAGUACAGCCAGAGGCAAAACCAACUGGACACUUUGAGGCGGGAGCUGAACUCUGAAAUGCAGUGGCUGCAGGAAGUGAUGAGCUCUCUGCAUCCAGAAGGAGCCAACAGCAGCAGUCUGAACAUGGACGUGAAGCAGGCACUGAAGGAGCUGCUGCAUCAGUCCUGUGGAGGGGAACUGUGCCCCGAGGCCAAACAGCCAUUCACAGAGUCUGGCUAACACGCACAGACGAAGACACACUUUUAUGAAAGUUGAAGAUCUUAACAUGUUUGAAAACAAAACUGUUUGAAUUCAGCGCAUUGAUUUUUUUUCCCAGCAGCACAAACUUUUGAAUGUAUUGCUAUUGAAUGUAUUGCUCUGUAGUUCUUACAUUUACUUUAUUUCUAGAUUUUUUUUUCUUGUGUAAACAAGAAAAAAAUGUUCUUGUGUUCUGUAAACAAUACUUUUAAGUUAAAGGGAUGGUAUGUCAAAAUCUGGGGAAAUAUGCUUAUUUGCUUUGUUGCCAAGAAUUAGAUGAGAGGAGUGAUGUCCUGUAAAUAUGAAGCUACAGGAAGAGGGGAGGUUAGCAGCUAGUCUGAAGCUGUACGGCUGUAAAAUAUAUAUAUAUAUAUAUAUAUAUCUGCCUAUCAGCAACUCUAAAGCUCACUAAUUCACACAUUACAUAAUUGUUCGUCUAAGUAUUGUGACUUCCAAAAUUCAGCCUUAAGUCGGAUGAGAAGUAGAAAACGGGCCCUGUCUAUUUGUUUGACGCGCUAUGAUCCAAAACACGCUGAGUUCGGGUUGAUCUUCAUAGGUUUUCUUUAUAUAGAGAAAACAUAUGGUACAACAGCGGCUUUCAUAUUACACGUGCAAGUUAGAUGGAGCCGUGUAAACAGUAUUAAGCAUGUGCAAACGAUCUGAAUGAAACGAGCAUGUGAGCCUGCCUGCACGCGGUCAACAAAAACAAUGGCUACCCAUCUCCCCUUUCUCCUCCCACCUGAGCGCAGGUGAGUGAGUGCCACCCCUUUGUGACCUCCGCCUGUCAUCGACUAUGCCCAUGUGACCCACACUUUGUUCAUCACCGUGGCAACCACAAAAAAACCAAUCGACAACCAACUAUCACCCAAAAGGAUAACAUGGCUCCUACACUAAGCGUUGCACAAACUGAAGCAUAAAUCAGCAAGUUGUGGUUUAACGGGAAAAGUCCGCCCAGGACUUUCUUGCCGUGACUGAUGAUAACGCUAAAAUGUCAACUUGUCAUCUUCACACUUACAGUUUUUAUUUAGAGUAAACAACUGAUACAAAACAUGUAGCCUACCCGCUGUUACCAUUUGGACAGAGUCAGGCUAGCUGUUAGCUCAGCAACCACCAUUUGGUGGUGGUUAGCUUUGCUGCAGCUUCAUAUUUAACAGAUAUGAGAGGUAUUGAUCUUAACUCUCGGCAAGACAGCAAAUGAGCGCAUUUCACAAAAUGUCGAACUAUUCCUUUAAGUGGCAUACUGUAAUUGUGGCACAGUAUUAGUAAUUAUUCUAAGCAGGUUUGGUGGCUUUUUUUAUUUCGAGAUAAUGAAGAAGAAUAUUGUCAUGAAUGUUUUUAUUGUGUCCUGGUCAGAUAAAGACACAGGAUCAAAGAACAAUUAUUUUCAAUGGAAUGUAUCAGAAGUUCACAUUUUAUGAUUGAUUUAUUUUUUUCAUUACAGUCUAUUUUUUUAGACUGUAUAUUGAAGUUUUGUUGUCCUCCUUUUUUUUUUUUUUUACCAUGGCUAUCCAUUUGUAUUGUAACUUUUGUAGUCAUAAAUGAUUUUUUUCCAUAUUAUUUUUAUAGAUUCAAACAUGCACUUUUAAUGAAGAUUGAAUUAAUUUAUUUGUUUUAAAAACCUUUUUAAAAACCUUUUUUUAUUUCUUUCUUGGAGAUAUCCUUUGAGCUGACAGGGGUAAAAAAAAAAAAAAAAACACCCACAUUUAUGAUAAGAUUUUGUGUGUUUAACGGUGUGUCACCUUUUUAUCAGUGUUUUUUUUCAGCAUCUCAACAGAUAUGCUCACACUUUUUGGCCUCGCCUUGGAUGUGCACACUGAGAUUUUUAACUGUUGUCAGCACCACUGAAAUAAAUGCUCAUUAUUUAUUAUAUAUCCCAUUUCCAAACUGUUGUGAUUUAUCUGCCAUUAUUUCCUGUUGUAAUUGUGAUUCUAUUGAGAAAACCAGCAUUCUGUUUAUGAAUUUUACUGAACAUUUGAGAUUAACAUGAAAGGUGCGUUCUCUGCCAUUUCGUCCC